AUGGCGCCCUUCCUUCCUCCGCAAUCCGCCUCGAGACCCCUGCCCGAUUUCCUGCCAAGCUCCCCACCCGACCAAGCAAUCUUCAACAACCUUCCGCAACAAACAAGCUCUACCCAAAACGGCAAUGGUGAUAGCAUACAGCAUCGGCAGUCUGCAGACUUUAGGGCAAAUGGGGCGGCAGCAUACACGAAUGGCAAUGGCGCUAUGCCCGUUCCAAACGGCCUGCCUCAUCAGAUUCCGAACGGAGGCUCACGACAUAGAGGUACAAUGAGUCUGGGAGCAUUUGAUGGUCCACGAAGUCCUCCAAACACUAAAAAUACUUCACAUGUCCCUUGCAAAUUCUUCAGAACAGGACAGUGCCAAGCUGGGAAAGCCUGCCCCUUCUCACACUCGACUGACCUCACAACCGCCGAUACGCCUUGUAAAUACUUUGCCAAGGGCAACUGCAAGUUCGGGGCAAAAUGCGCACUGGCACACAUCCUUCCAAAUGGCAGAAGGGUCAAUCGACCGAACGGACCUGUUGGAGGGCAGCUCAAUCUCGGCGGCCGGCUGGAUCCUCAAUUAUACCAGCAAUCAGAUCCUGCUUUGGCACACUCACUCCUAGCUCAGCAGGCGAACGGAGCUCCACUGCCUUUUGGUCAUCAGAUCCCUUCGUAUGCCGAGAAUGAAUACGCCAUACAACAGAAACUUCACGAUAACGUGCCAAUAAUAGACACGGGCUACACAUCACGCCAUGAUUCUACGUAUGGCUCUCCACGGGACGAUAGUCGGUUACCAAUUUCGCCCGUUGCCCACCUCAGUGCCCUUGACGCGCCCAUGCCAGCCUCUUUCGAUAGUCAGGGGAUUUCCUACAUCGCCAGACACGGCGCCGUUGCGGCGUCUGUCCCUUCCAAAUUUGGCCUCGAAUCGCCUCCUGGAUCACUACCGAAGAAAGUUGCUCAACCUACGGACGCGGUCCGGAACUUACACAGCUCAGUAUAUCCAAGAGAGGCCCGUACAAAGGGUCCAGACCUAGGAUCAUCACCUUUAGGAUCCGGCGAUGAAGGGUUUGGACAGCGCAUUAUGCAUUCUAAAAGAAUAGCCAGACCUGGCAUGAUGUCGGCAAGUCUACCCAGAGGUCGAGGGCAUGUGAGUGAUGACUGGGAUGAUGGCUUUAUCUUUGGUGGAGAAGAGGACUUUCUGCCCACCAGCCUUGACGAUCUACUUACCCCACAAGAGAAGAUGCGAAGGCUAUCGAGAACGGAAAAGGAACCCAAAAACAUACGCGACAGUCCCAGUGGGCUGGGCACCCCGGCCGAUUCAUCGAGUAAAGUGGGCUCUCCAGGCACAGGCAGCCCGUCCCGCUACGGUACAUUCUUUGCCCGUCAAAAGCAGGAUGAAAGCAGCAAUAACGCUGCUUCAGCAUUCGGACACGUCGGCUCUCCCCUCCGGAACUCCUCUCUUCACACGCUCGCUAGCCCGCCUCUCCGUGCCACGAAAGUCCCGGGUGACACGUCGCCAGCCUUCGCCAGCCCACCUCGUCAAUCCUCCAUGUCUAUGAUAUCCCAGCAACUGGCACGUGCACGGAUCUCGUCUCAAGCAGCAGAGUCGAAUGAGAAUGCCAACCCUAUUACCAAUCACAACAGCAGUCUCCAGCCUGGUUUGACCCGCCACGCUUCCUUAUCCUCCAUUCCCACGAACCGCGUGCUCUCGUCAUCUAGCGCCGGCGGCACUGGCAGGAUCGAUGAGGAGCAAGGGGAGGGCGUCUUCUCAAUGGAGGAAGAGGAGGACGAUAAUCGGAAACGGUACAGUGGGAACGCGUGGGGCUACAACUCCGGGAAAGCCUCUCCUCGGUUGGGCGCCAUCGGCUCUGGUAGAGGCGGUGGUGCGGAAGGGAAGGAUUACUGGAACGGCAUGGCAUGA
Molecule: messenger RNA, 1902 nt
Organism: Letharia columbiana
Lineage: Eukaryota; Fungi; Ascomycota; Lecanoromycetes; Lecanorales; Parmeliaceae
Exons: 3
Coding region: 1-1902 (633 amino acids)
Biological process (GO): protein polyubiquitination
Molecular function (GO): ubiquitin protein ligase activity; metal ion binding
Source: RefSeq, a predicted model, not a curated record